CCGUCCCCCCUCCCCCCUCCAGCCCAGCCCCCGAUUCAAACCGUCGACGCCGUGUCCCCGUCGCCGCGUGACUCCUCUCAGCGCCGGCUCCGCCCCGGCCAACCACCCACCUCCACCUCCACCUCCACCCGUAGCGCCGCCGGAGACUACGCUCGCUCGCUCGCGCGCCUGCCCUCUCCUCGCCGGGGGCCCGCCCAAAGCCAGCUGCUCCGUCGGCCGUCGGCCGUCGGCCGAUCUCGCGGCGAGAUCCCGGCAGCGAUGUGCGGGAUCGGAGCAUGGUAGUGAGCCCGCCCGGUGUUAGCGUCAGCGUCAGCUUCAGCCGGCCGACGGGGAACGGGCGCCGCGGCCAUGGCGAUUUACAUCGCGCGGGAGUCAACCAAGCUAUGGAGGAAGGUGUGCGCGGAGACGUCGGUGGAGCUGCAGCUUCUGUUCGAGAAGUGGCACCUGCUGCUUGCCGGAGUCGUGUUUCAGUAUAUUCAUGGAUUGGCCGCUCGAGGAGUACAUUACUUGCAUCGGCCCGGUCCAAUACUCCAGGACAUGGGAUUUAUGGCCCUUCCGGAGCUCGGGCAAGACAAAGGUUAUCUUAGUGAGACUGUCUUCACUUCCAUCUUCCUUUCAUUUCUGUUGUGGAGUUUUCAUCCUUUUGUUUAUCAUAGCAAACGUUUCUACACUGUCCUACUCUGGCGCAGGGUGCUUGCAUUUUUAGUCGCUUCACAGUUUUUGCGAAUUAUUACAUUCUAUUCCACUCAGCUUCCUGGCCCAAAUUAUCACUGUCGUGAGGGCUCGAAACUGGCCACUCUUCCACCACCCAAAAAUGUUCUUGAAGUGCUCCUGAUCAACUUUCCUCGUGGAGUGCUUUUUGGCUGUGGUGAUCUGAUAUUUUCAUCUCACAUGAUCUUUACUCUUGUUUUCGUGCGUACAUACCAUAAGUAUGGAUCAAAAAGGUUGAUUAAGCUAUUUGCUUGGUUGAUGGCCAUCAUCCAAAGUCUUCUUAUCAUUGCUUCUCGCAAGCACUACACUGUGGAUGUUGUUGUUGCUUGGUAUACCGUCAAUUUGGUUGUAUUCUUUAUUGACAAGAACCUUCCAGAAAUGCCAGAUCGUACAAGUGGGUUGUCUUUGCUUCCAGUAAGCACAAAGGAUAAAGGUGACAGGAUGAAGGAAGAGCUCCACAAGCCCGAGAAGGACAGCAAAAUGAAGGACGAGCUCCAUAAGUUAUUGAAUGGAAACACUGUCGACUCUACUGACCGGCGACAAUGGAUGCCGAUGAACGGAAAGCAUGGCGAAGACAUGAACCACACGCUCUCUGAUGCCACGCCCAACGGUACAUGAUCAGGUGCUUCUCGUCGGGCGCUUGCCUUUCACAUCGACGGGGCACUCUGCCAGUCGGAAAAGAAAAGCUCCUCCUACCUCUGCUGCUGCACUCUCACUGUACUGAAUGGGGGCAAGGCGCUGAAGUAGCGAACGACGACGCUGUCAGAGAACGGAGCCACAGUCUCGCGGCUCUCCACAUGAUCCGAUCAUCAGUCCCGUAGUUUGGCCGUUUUAGAUGUCGGGGGUACGAGAAACACCUAGCAAAACAUUGAAAAUCUGUUGUCGGUGUACAUAACUAUUGAUGUAUUGACGAGAUUUCUAAGCAGUGUUUACUUA
Messenger RNA from Hordeum vulgare subsp. vulgare (domesticated barley), 1647 nucleotides. RefSeq names its product phosphatidylinositol:ceramide inositolphosphotransferase. Lineage: Eukaryota; Viridiplantae; Streptophyta; Magnoliopsida; Poales; Poaceae. The record is from RefSeq and is a predicted model, not a curated record. The transcript has 12 exons. Bases 349 to 1329 code for a protein of 326 amino acids. Gene Ontology annotation, cellular component: trans-Golgi network; Golgi membrane; endoplasmic reticulum membrane. Gene Ontology annotation, molecular function: ceramide cholinephosphotransferase activity; sphingomyelin synthase activity; inositol phosphoceramide synthase activity. Gene Ontology annotation, biological process: ceramide biosynthetic process.